Molecule: messenger RNA, 1203 nt
Organism: Penicillium oxalicum
Lineage: Eukaryota; Fungi; Ascomycota; Eurotiomycetes; Eurotiales; Aspergillaceae
Product: serine/threonine-protein kinase
Exons: 4
Coding region: 1-1203 (400 amino acids)
Biological process (GO): protein phosphorylation; cellular response to oxidative stress
Molecular function (GO): ATP binding; calmodulin binding; calcium/calmodulin-dependent protein kinase activity
Source: RefSeq, a predicted model, not a curated record
AUGGCGCAACCACCCAGACCCCAGAUUCAGCCGUGUCGCUACAAGACUGGCAAGACUUUGGGAGCAGGCUCCUAUUCUGUGGUCAAGGAAUGUGUGCACAUCGAUACAGGGCGGUUCUAUGCCGCCAAGGUGAUCAACAAACGUCUGAUGGCCGGGCGGGAACACAUGGUUCGCAAUGAAAUCGCAGUCUUGAAAAAGGUGUCGAUGGGACACCAGAACAUCCUCACACUGGUGGAUUACUUUGAGACCAUGAACAAUUUGUAUUUGGUCACGGAUCUUGCGCUGGGCGGAGAACUUUUCGACCGCAUCUGUCGCAAAGGCAGCUACUAUGAGUCCGACGCCGCAGACCUCAUUCGCGCCGUCCUCUCAGCAGUCGCCUACCUACAUGACCAUGGCAUUGUCCAUCGGGACCUGAAGCCCGAGAACUUGCUGUUCCGCACCCCCGAGGACAAUGCCGACCUGUUGAUUGCCGAUUUCGGUCUGUCGCGAAUCAUGGACGAAGAGCAAUUUCACGUCCUGACCACCACCUGUGGUACACCAGGAUACAUGGCUCCGGAGAUUUUCAAAAAAAGCGGUCACGGAAAGCCUGUCGAUAUCUGGGCCAUCGGAGUAAUCACCUAUUUCCUCCUCUGUGGCUAUACCCCCUUUGACCGAGACUCAAAUCUGGAAGAGAUGCAGGCCAUCCUCGCCGCAGACUACUCAUUCACUCCGCUCGAAUACUGGCGCGGCGUGUCCCAAGAGGCUCGCAACUUCAUCAACCGGUGUCUGACCAUCGAUCCCCAAAAGCGAAUGACCGCCCAUGAAGCCCUUCAACAUAAAUGGGUCAACCCGCCGUACGACGUGGCCAAGAUCGGUUCCGGAGAAGACCUUCUCCCCACGGUCAAGAAGAAUUUCAACGCGCGACGAACCCUGCACCGCGCGAUCGAUACCGUUCGUGCCAUCAACAAACUCCGCGAGGGAGGCGGCUUCAUGAUGGACGGCGUCAUGAGCAUUGAUCCUCGGCCAGAGCGAGUCAAUGGACAAGAGGUGGUCGAGGAACAGCACCCCGGAGCUCCUCCUGCGAAUGGUGGCGGCGGUGGGGACCCCAUGCAGAUUGAUAGUCGAGGGAAUGCCCGCGGGCAGACCGAAGAACAAAUUCGGGAACAGGAGCGGAGAGUGAAGGAUAUGGUUGCUGGACUCUGGAGUCGUGGCCAUGGAAAAUGA